GGAGUUGGCAACACUGCUCAUAAAGAGCACGCGCAUUUUUAGCGGUCCGGAGCUGUAGGAGAAACACAAAUUACCUCAGACACACAGACUGAUGCGACAAAACCAACAUGGCUGGUAAGGACAUGAGGAGGAAACAGUAGGAGCUGUGUGAGGCUACUAAAGGCAGUGGAUCCCUCAGCAGCUGGAUUACAAAGAGCACAGUCUCAGAUCAACACAGCCCUGCCCUCCAGCACUAUCAGCAGCAGGAGCAGCAGAAACCCCUCAACAGCAACAUUGUACCCAUGAGAGCUCUGGACCAUCCUCUGCUCUCCUUCUGUCCCAUCGACCCUCUGAAGGUGGAGAAGCUCACCUGACGCUCUCAUCAGCCUGUGUGUGAUGUCGUCGGGGUCAGCGUGCACGGUUACUGCAGCGGGAGGGGAAAUCAGUCCUGAUAAGUGGCAGAGGCUCCAAGGUUUCGUGCUUCACACAUGUCAGCUGUUCUCUAUCAGACACGGUUACACAUUAACCAGGUGGUCCACAGGUGUGCAGGACAGGUAAAGCAGCUACGGCCUCACUCCCAGCUGCAGUCAGUCGGAGUGAAGAUGAAGAUGAGGCUGCAGCUCCUCCUGGUUCUGACGGCGGUCGUCUGCGCUGCCGCCAAGCCUCUGAGCAAGGCGGCGAUGACGAUGAACAAGCUGCUGCUGAUCUCCUUCGACGGCUUCAGGUGGGACUACGACCAGGACGUGGACACGCCGAACCUGGACCAGCUGGCUGCGGACGGGGUCAAGGCCAAAUACAUCACCCCUCCGAUGCUGACCAUGACCUCGCCGUCCCACUUCACCACCAUCACCGGCCGAUGGGUGGAGGAUCACGAAGUCGUCCAUAACUUGAUGUUCGACCAAGAGACGAACCUGAAAGUUCCUCACAAAGAGACGCUGAAAAGAUCGGAGUGGUGGGACAAUGGAGCUCUGCCGCUGUGGAUCACCGCUCAGAACCAGGGUUUGAAAACAGCUUCCUUCUUCUACCCCGGAGGCGGAGCCAACUACAGUGGCCAAGCGGUCAAUCGAGUGCUACUGGAGGAGUCCGGCCACCCCGACGACAAUGAGACCGAGUGGCGUCAGAAAAUCGACACGGUGAUGAGCUGGUUCUCCGAGGAGGACUUCCACCUGGUGACGCUGUACUAUGGCGAGCCAGACAACGUGGGCCACGCCAAAGGGCCGGACACGCCGGACCGGAAAGAGAUCAUCCGUCAGAUCGACCGCACCAUCGGCUACUUGAGGGACGCUAUCGAUCGCCACAACCUGACCGACAGGCUGAAUGUCAUCAUCACCUCUGACCACGGCAUGACCACAGUAAAGAAGAGGCCACAGGUAGACGAGGUCAUCCUCAACAACUACCUGAAUUUAUUCGAGGUCGCUAAAUUUGAAAUUCUCGACUACGGUGGGUUUGGCAUCCUGACGCCACAGCCGGGGAAGGAGCAGGAAGUUUUUGACGCCCUCUCCAACGUGCCCAAUAUCACGGUGUACAAGAAAAACGAGAUUCCAGAGAGCUUCCAUCUCGCCAAAAGUGAGCGUCUGCCUCCCAUCGUGAUCAUCGCAGAUCUGGGAUUCAACCUGAACUCUAGAUUCAUCGUCUACGUGAAUAAAGGUGACCACGGCUUCCAUAACACUGAGAUAGACAUGAAGACCAUCUUCAGGGCCUUCGGACCGAGCUUCAAGAGGAGCUACCUGUCCGAGCCGUUCGACAGCAUCCACAUCUACCCUCUGAUGUGCAAACUGCUGCAGAUCGAACCAGCGCCGCACAAUGGGUCACUGAGCGUGACCGAGGACAUGCUGCUCUCCACUCCGACCACCACGGCCAAGCCUUCGUUCACAACGCCGCGAGGCUCUUUUACCACAGGUGUGUUGCCCUCGUCUGACGCUCUUCUGAACUACAGCAGCGGUCUGUUAUCCAAGGUUCAGAUAGACUCAUCUUUUAAGUCCGGCUUGAGUUCAGGGUCAGUUCAGGACCUUCUCGCUUCAAAGCGACUGUGCCGAUCACCUCGCCACAUAAUAAGAAACCUAUUUCAUUCACGACUUUUGAAGAUAAAUCAUUUCAUCUAUAAAAAGGUAGAAUUCUGUACAUUGCUUACAGACCUGUCGUAAGUCCGAAUCAUUUGCUGCCAUUGGUUGUCAGGCAUUCACAUUAAAAACUCUGGCCCCGCCCACUGCUCGUCACCACACGAUACAAGAUGCUGAACCUACAGCCAGCUUUUGAAGGCGUCUCCAGUCCAAUCACAAAGAAUUAUUUCAUAUCAUAAGUGAGAGUUUAAUAAGACCAGGUAAAAACUAGCCUAGCUUAGCUUUCAGCUCUGAGUGCAGAUCAUGUGACGUGCACGU
Molecule: messenger RNA, 2357 nt
Organism: Pelmatolapia mariae (spotted tilapia)
Lineage: Eukaryota; Metazoa; Chordata; Actinopteri; Cichliformes; Cichlidae
Exons: 7
Coding region: 468-2123 (551 amino acids)
Source: RefSeq, a predicted model, not a curated record